This is a messenger RNA of Trichoplusia ni (cabbage looper), 4210 nucleotides long. It is a transcript of the gene PDZ-GEF, whose product is annotated as rap guanine nucleotide exchange factor 2. The transcript is spliced from 2 exons. Gene Ontology annotation, molecular function: guanyl-nucleotide exchange factor activity; protein binding. Gene Ontology annotation, biological process: Ras protein signal transduction; positive regulation of GTPase activity. The coding region runs from base 310 to 3852 and encodes 1180 amino acids. The record is from RefSeq and is a predicted model, not a curated record. NCBI's taxonomy places the organism in Eukaryota, Metazoa, Arthropoda, Insecta, Lepidoptera, Noctuidae. Gene Ontology annotation, cellular component: apical plasma membrane; plasma membrane.
CACUUCUAUAUUCUCUGUGGUAUAUUAUUCAGCUUUGGAAGAAAGUAUAGCUUUCUAAAGAUUUUCCGCGAUUAUUACAUAUUGUAUCUACCUAUUCAAUAUUUCGUGAAAUAUUGGUUUUCGUUAUUAAAGGAUUUAGAAGUACAGUGUAUUGUGAAGUGAAUAGAACAUUUGGUAACCGUGAGUUGUCGGAGAAGGGUAAUUAAUUUAGAAAGCAACAUGGAAGCGCUGACAGUUCCGCCAUGAAUGCAAAAUAAAUAGAAAUUGUGAAGAAGCUGGACGUCAGUCGGACUGGUUAGAAACUUCACGAUGUUGAGAGGUGGGCGUGGAGGCCGUCACAGUCCAGAGCUGUACCCCCACACGCUGAAGUGUUCCAACGCCAGUGACACUAGUUCUGCCUACAGUGGAAGUGACACAAUGACCUCAGUACACAGCUCUCUGGACAUGGACAUGGAGGUAGACCUGUCUGGCCUCCUCGAGUCCAUCGUAGACUCUGAUGAGGAGGAGGAUUUAGAAGAAAGUAUGGAUAGUCUUACUGUGCGAGAUGCAGUUAGAGAAUGUCUUGAGAAAGACCCAAGUGAGAGGACGGAUGAAGAUAUUGAAAUACUAUUGGAGUUCACCCAACAUUUGAAAGCAUUUACUAAUAUGACAUUAACUGUGCGUCGGGCCUUAUGUGCAGUUAUGGUAUUUGCAGUUGUGGAGAAAUCUGGAACUGUGGUUAUGAAUGAUGGUGAAGAACAUGACUCAUGGUCAGUCCUCAUAAAUGGGCAUGUCAGCAUUGAGCAUCAAAGUGGUGAAGUGGAGCACUUGAAUGUUGGUGAUAGCUUUGGAAUGGCAGAAGCUACACUAGAGAAGCUGUAUCAUAAAGGUGUAAUGACUACUAAAUGUGAUGACUGUCAGUUUGUAUGUAUUACCCAGACUGACUACUAUCGAAUAUUACACCAAGGAGAAGAAAAUAUAAGAAGGCAUGAGAAUGAAAAUGGUGUUGUAGUACUGGUUACUGAGUAUAGAGGUGCAGCAGGAGAGUCAGGACGUCAGCAGGGUCAUGUUGUGAUCCGUGGAACUCCAGAACAAUUAAUGCUACAACUUAUUGAGGACAACUCACGGGAUUCUACGUAUGUUGAGGAUUUUCUGCUGACUCACAGAACAUUUAUAGAAAGUCCUAUGGUUGUUGCUAAGCAAUUACUUGCCUGGUUUUCUGAACCAUCUGUUCGAGAUAAAGUAACCCGUGUGGUUCUGCUGUGGGUAAACAAUCAUUUUACUGAUUUUGAAACAGACACAACUAUGAUGGAAUUUCUAGAAAACUUUGAAAUUGCACUAGAACAUGAAAAAAUGGAAAGUCAAUUGAGGCUGCUAAAUAUAGCUUGUUCUGCAAAAGCAAGGACUAGAAGUGUUACAUUAUCUCGUCCUACCAGAGAUGAACCUUUAAACUUUUCCAUUCUGGGUGGAUAUGAGAGAGGAUAUGGAAUAUUUAUAUUUAAAGUUGAAAAGCAUUCUAAGGCUGAGGAUGUUGGACUAAAAAGAGGUGAUCAAGUUUUAGAAGUAAAUGGUCAGUCUUUCCAGCAUGUAAGUCAUGCAAAGGCAAUGGAAAUAAUAACAGGAUCAACACAUUUAAGCAUCACAGUUAAAAGUAAUUUAUUAGCAUUUAAACAAAUGUUGUUAAUGCCUGAAAAUUCACCAAGACAGAGAGGCUGCACAAAUAGGGUUCAUUGGCAAACAGAUCCUAGGGCAAGGCUGUCCACUGCAGAUAUUCUCAGUGAUGAUCCUAUCACAUUGACACCAGUAUUCCAAUCUCCCACCAAGAAACCCCAGCAAUUGAGCAUAAAGAAGGAGCCUCAGAAGGGUUUCAUGACCCUGGGACCUAAGCGAAAAUUGCAGAAAGCUUUAAUUAAAAUGAAUCUUCUUCCUAAAAAUACCAUCACAGAUGGUUUACCUACAGAUGACAGUAUUCUCUCAAACUCUGAGUCCCUAAACAGGGCAAAUACCAGCACAUCAUUCUACAACUCACACAGUAAUCCAGAUCUAAUAUCAAUUUGUUUUGAUGAAUAUCAAUCAUCUGAUUAUCCUGAGCAUGUACUCAAAGUAUACAAAUCUGAUCAAACAUGUAAAUACUUAUUGGUACACAAAGAGACAACAGCUAGGGAAGUUGUAAUGUUAACUUUGCAGGAGUUCAGCAUCACUGAUCCAAGUUCAAACUUUUCACUGUGUGAGGUUUCUGUAGCUCAGGGGGGCAUUAUCAAACAACAUCGCCUACCAGACCAGCUACAAAAUCUCGCUGAGCGCAUUGGGCUAAGCUCUAGGUAUUAUCUUAAAACUAAUGGCAUCACUGAAAAUUUGGUACCAGAUGAAAUGGCUCCUGAACUUCUUAGGGAAAGUGUUGUUCAUUUUCUGCAAUUAAAUGCAGUUGAGGUUGCUGUGCAACUGACAUUACAAGAUUUUUGUAUCUUUCGACAGAUUGAGAGCACUGAGUAUGUUGACGAUCUAUUUGAGCUGAAGAGCAGAUAUGGAACACCUAUGUUAUCGCAAUUUGCUGAACUUGUGAACAAGGAAAUGUUUUGGGUCGUAACAGAAGUAGUUAAUGAACAGACGCUUGCACGUCGGCAAAAAAUUAUAAAACAAUUUAUUAAAGUUGCGCGUCAUUGCAAAGAAUGCAAAAACUUCAAUUCCAUGUUUGCUAUCAUAUCAGGACUGGGGCAUGGUGCAGUUUCUAGGUUACGAAUGACUUGGGAGAAGCUUCCAACGAAGUAUUUAAAACUGUUCACUGAUUUGCAAAUGCUUAUGGAUCCUUCAAGAAAUAUGUCUAAAUAUAGACAGUUGGUUACUACUGAGCAGGGGAGAUCGCCAGUUAUACCAUUUUAUCCAGUGGUUAAAAAGGAUCUUACAUUCAUACAUUUGGGUAAUGACACGAAAGUUGAAGGAAUGGUUAAUUUUGAGAAGUUGCGAAUGAUUGCUAAAGAAGUCAGAACCCUUACUAAUAUGUGUAGUGCUCCUUAUGAUCUACUAACUCUGUUAGAGUUAGGUAAGCAGCCGCCGUCAAAUGCAAUGGUUGCUUUAAAUCAACUUACUACUGGAGGUGUGCAACAGGGUCAGGUGACUGUUAAGAGAAGGAAAAAAUCUUCAAAUGUUCCAAAUCCUAAAAAGAUGUUUGAAGAAGCACAAAUGGUUCGUCGUGUAAAGGCAUAUUUAAAUCGAAUGCAUGUUGAAACUGAUGAAGAGCGACUUCACGCAUUAUCUUUGGAAUGUGAAGGAGCCGGGCCUGCUCCUGCCAUUCCGCGACGACGUCAUCCGUCACCUUCUUUGUCUACCACAAGCAGCGCAUCGUCAGCCAGUGAGAGCAAAAAAAGUUUUGCCGGCAAUAAGUUUGGUACUGCAUCUCCUCAAGCAGUGAGAAAACUACUAGCGCUUUCUGAACCUGCCAAAACAAGACCACAUCAACCUCGACCGCCACCGUCAGGGCCCUCGCCUUGUUCCCAUAGGCGUGACGGCCCCGGCGCAGGGAUUUGUUGCCCUCGGACGGCUCAUGAAAGGUCACACUCUGACACACCUACACCACUCCCGGUCGACCUGUCGGCCGAAAGCAGUAGCGUGACAUCAUUAGUUAACUUGCCGUUAAGAAAGACUGGGUCAGCGACAUCGAGUGACAGCGGGCACGGGUCGUGCACAGCCGCGAGCUGCGCGCGGCCAGUGCCGCCGCCGCGCAUUCCGCAGGCGCCCUACACGCUGGCCGCACAAGUAGCGCGCCUCGAGCGCCUCAGCCGGGCGCACUCUCACGAGGGUGUCACGCGCCCUUAUGAUUAUUAUCAUGAUACGCAUGACGACGACGAUGACGAUCAACAAGUAUCAGCUGUUUAAAAUUUUAAAUACUCUUUAACUCAAUGUCUAUUUAUUAUAGUUCCCUGUUUUGUAAUCUCACAUGAUAAAUAGAAAGCACGAGUUAUGUGAAUUCGUUUUAAUAUAUUAUUAAAAUCAUGUAUGUACCCUUUACAACUAAGUCUAAAGACUGUAUAAUUAUGUUAAGAAAAUGUGCUAGUGUUAUGUAAAAUUCCAUAUUAUAAGCUCCUAAUUAUUAAUUACAAUAAUGUGACCCACCAGUUUCCAGUUUUAUCUAGAGAUGUUUGAUGUAUACCAAUAAUAGGUGACCUAUUUUAUUAUGUUGGUAUAUCUACAUUCCGUUAUUUGUAUAUUAUUUUAUUAGUUUUCAUUAUUUAUA